Phyllostomus discolor (pale spear-nosed bat) is the source of this 588-nucleotide messenger RNA. It is a transcript of the gene NDUFS5, whose product is annotated as NADH:ubiquinone oxidoreductase subunit S5. Gene Ontology annotation, biological process: mitochondrial respiratory chain complex I assembly. The record is from RefSeq and is a predicted model, not a curated record. The transcript has 3 exons. NCBI's taxonomy places the organism in Eukaryota, Metazoa, Chordata, Mammalia, Chiroptera, Phyllostomidae. The coding region runs from base 150 to 470 and encodes 106 amino acids.
CGGGCGAGACGGCGGAAGAAGGGUCUGCUCCCGGCGUCGCGCUGCAAGCGUCGCGCUGUUGUUGUCCUUUGCGGCAGGUCUCCGCGUCUCCUGCAGAUCGUCCACUACUCGCGGCCAGCAAACGGACAAGGGCACCGCGGCAGGACGUCAUGCCUUUCUUGGAUAUACAGAAAAGGUUGGGCAUUGACCUAGACCGCUGGAUGACAAUCCAGAGUGCUGAGCAGCCGCACAGGAUUCCGUCUCGGUGCCAUGCUUUUGAAAAAGAAUGGAUAGAAUGUGCACAUGGAAUUGGCACUAUCCGUGCAGAGAAAGAGUGCAAGCUAGAAUAUGAAGAUUUUGUAGAAUGUAUGCUUCGGCAGAAAACGAUGAAACGACUAAGUACCAUCAUGAAGCAGCGGGACAAGCUAAUAAAGGAAGGGAAGUACACGCCUCCACCCCACCACUCGGGCAAGGAGGACCCGAGGCCCUAAGCAGAGCAGCUGCUGGUGCUGGAGGCUGAGUUCCAUGUUUGUUCUUCUCUGCUGGGAAGUUUAUAUACUGAUAACCUCUUUGUGACAGUGUCUAAAAAUAAAAGAUUGCUCCAUCCUA